AUGACGUCAGAAUUGUUCCUAUUAGUAUUUGAUCAAGAAUGGAUUUUAGGCAAUCUUGCAUGUAAACUAACAUUGUAUAGUCAAGUUGUAACAUUAGCAUCCACAACAUUUAUCAAUGUCGCCAUGACUUAUGAUCGAUAUGAAGCUAUCUGCUGUCCAUUUCGUUCGUGCAUAGCACUUCGACGUGUUCGUCGCAUCAUCAUAAUUUGUUGGUUAAGUUCAUUAAUUAUGGCCAUUCCACAAUUAUUCAUCUUUAAACAAAGUCCAAUGACGAAAAAUCCAACAAAAUAUCAAUGUGCCAGUACAGGUUACACAGCUGAAUGGCAACGACGAGUGUACUUUACAGUAUUUGCUAGCUAUGUUUUAAUUAUUCCUGCUUUUUGCAUUACAAUAUGUUAUAUAAAAAUAAUUCACACUGUCGGAUCGUCGACUAAAGUUUGGAUGCAGCAGACUCGUGGUCAAACGACCACAUAUAUCUCCUCGUCUACCACAUCGCCUGCAAAAAUCAAAACAGUGAAGUUAGCUAUGACUAUAAUUAUCGUAUUCGUUAUCUGCUGGACACCGUAUAUAGUUAUAACUUUGAUUGAAGUUUACUCGAAUGGGCGCAUUCGUAUUCCAUCGUGGCUUGACGGUGUUUUACAAACGAUAUGCUUAGUCCAAAGCGGAUUGAAUCCGUUUAUAUAUAUGAUAUUUAAUCAACGACCCAAACAAACGCCAACGAUUAAACUUACGUCUAUGCGAAGAACGUCGUUUGGAUCUUCACGACAAAGGAAAUUUCCGGAAUUACUAGAAACAUUGUUGAUGAAUGAAUGA
Molecule: messenger RNA, 813 nt
Organism: Adineta ricciae
Lineage: Eukaryota; Metazoa; Rotifera; Eurotatoria; Adinetida; Adinetidae
Source: the annotation of a GenBank genome assembly